AUGGUCAGCGGACCUUGCAAGCGAUGUACCAUUGCUGAAGAAAUGAAGGUACCCUGUCGAAACAUUCAGGCGGUGGUGUUCUGGAGGUCAAACCAGAAAAGCAGUGAUCUCCGACCAUUUGACAGCAUGGUUUGGCGACAAGAGGAAAAAAAUAUUUCGGAGAAGUCUUGUACCUACGGUACAGUUUUUCGGUCUGCACCUAAAAUCCAAACUUUACUUUCGCCUUCAUCUAGAGUUUGCGUGGCCUCCGUUCACAAUCGCACCACACCACCACCAACCCAUCCGUCCGUGAAUUUAGAAGCAGUUUUAGGUGCUAUCGCCCUAUUGGCUGCUAUCGGUCCUACUUCCGUGCUUACGGAUUCGAAAACGAUAGCAAUAUAUCCCUCAUCCAGUGUCCAGGGCUGUCCGGCAUCCCGAAUGAGACACUUGUUUCACGCGGGCGACUCGAAUGAGGAAGUGCUCACAUUACUUUUUGCUACGAACGUGUGA
Phytophthora sojae is the source of this 489-nucleotide messenger RNA. RefSeq lists its product as hypothetical. The record is from RefSeq and is a predicted model, not a curated record. The coding region runs from base 1 to 489 and encodes 162 amino acids. NCBI's taxonomy places the organism in Eukaryota, Oomycota, Peronosporomycetes, Peronosporales, Peronosporaceae. The transcript is spliced from 2 exons.